AGACCGGGUUCCUCCACAAGGUGGUUCUCCUGGACCAGGGUCCCCAUGUGAUUGAGGAGAUCCGGGUCUUCACAGAACCUCAGCUGGUCCAAAGCCUGGUCCUGUCCUCCUCUAAGGGGGUCCUGUAUGUGGGCUGGUCUGGGGGCGUGGCAGCUGUACCUGUGGCCAGGUGUUCGGUCUACAGGAGCUGCUGGCAGUGCAUCCUGGCCCGAGACCCUCUGUGUGUCUGGAGCCGGUCCAGGGAAGUCUGCACGGGUCUGGACCAGAAUCAGGAGGACAUAGUCCAGAACCUGGACCUGAGACGCAAGGAGGACCUAUGUAAGGACGACACCGGGAUCACCGACACAGAGGUCUGGUCCCGGCUGAACGAGACCGUGUAUCUCCCGUGUCUGAGACCGUCCAACAUGGCCGUCCUCUCCUGGACCUCAAACCAGUCUCUGCCGGAGACGGUCUUCUUCCGCUCGGCCGACGGCAGCCUCAGGUUCCUGGUCUCCCCCGCCACCGUCGGCAGGUACGUGUGCACGGCCGAGGAGGGCGGGGUCAAGAAGGUGGUCUCCAGAUACGUGGUCCGGCAGAGUCCCAGUCCCAGAGGUUUCCAGAAGCCCGAAUCGUCCAGCGGUCCAGAGGACAGGUUUGAGCAGAUCCCCACUGUGGAACCAGCUGCAGAGGACUGGGUGACAGAAAGUAAAGACAGGAAAUUAAUAACCGAAGUUCAGCUGCAGAGCUGCUCAGAACAGCCGAAGGACCUGGAGACAACAGCUGAAGGUGAAAAACUGUCAGCAGGACUUGAAGACGGUCCUCAGGAAGAACUUCACCCCGACACUAAGACCUACUACAGAGAGCUGGUUGUUGUGUCCCUCCUGCUGGCCGUGUCCCUUCUGGUCCUGGUUCUGGGCUCGGUCCACAUCUGGAGACAAAAGAAGACCGGCUUCGGGUCGGACCGGAUGGUUUCUCCAGAGGACUGCAGCAAAACAAACACGUCCAUAGAGAUCUGUUCUCUGAGUGCUCCGGAGGACAGGGGACAGACCAAUGUUUACUAACAGGGUCCAGAACCAAGUCCAGAACCAAGUCCAGACCGCCUCAAACCUGGACCACAUCCUGCUGACUCUGUUUUACCCUCUCACAUAUCAGAACCCAAACCUGUUAGCAUCUGGUUCAUGACUUUAGCUACUGUUUUAGUCAUUUUACUGAUUGUUUAGCUCAUUUUAGCUACAGUGUUGAACAUUUUA
Messenger RNA from Austrofundulus limnaeus, 1229 nucleotides. Its product is annotated as semaphorin-4A. Gene Ontology annotation, biological process: axon guidance; negative chemotaxis; positive regulation of cell migration. Gene Ontology annotation, cellular component: plasma membrane. NCBI's taxonomy places the organism in Eukaryota, Metazoa, Chordata, Actinopteri, Cyprinodontiformes, Rivulidae. The record is from RefSeq and is a predicted model, not a curated record. Gene Ontology annotation, molecular function: semaphorin receptor binding; chemorepellent activity.